CGCUCUCUAUAAUUCUCGUUUGUUUUCGAUUUGAUCUCUUCUUUCUUGCACUUUCGACGUUUUAAAUGAUAUAAAUGUAGAGAUAAUAUUCAAAAUUUAACAAUCAAUAACAUAAUUUUAAAGCAAAAAAUAGUUAUUCCUGUAAAUAUCGCUUAUUGAGAUCCGAUGAGGAUCUUAAACAUCAUAGCCCUUGCAGCACUUUACUUCGCUCCAACAUUGAUUACAUAUAUUAAGAAUUUUAUUUAUACAACAUUUAGAUAUAUUUGAAUAACGAGAAUACAAUACAUUUCAUGGUUUUCACAUCUAAUGUAAAAAAUAGUUUUAAAUAAAAUUAAUGAUUUUGUGUGAUAUGAUAUUGGAUGUUUGAUGAUUUUACAUAUCAAAUAAUUAAUAGAUGGCUGAUUUUUUUAUAUACAUAUGUUGGGUCGAAAUAAUAUUGUGAUAUUAUAAUAUAAUGAUUUUGUAACAAAAGCUUUUCAAUGAACAUUGCUAUUUUUUUCAGUUUUAUUAUGUUUUCUUAUUAUUUAAUGAUGGGAAAAGAAACAUCUCACACUUGUGUUAAUUUAAAUUUCUAUAAUAAGUUCAUAUCUAUCAUUAAUGAUAAUUCGUAAUAUACGUUUCUUGAUUUCAUAUGUGAUUUCGUGUGUAUUGUAAAAACAAAAAUUUUUUAUCGCGUACGUAUAUCGUAAAAGCGCGCCAGGAUUUACGCGCCAUCUGGCAGCGUAAUUCAGUAAAAAUUUCGAGGAACACUGCACGGAUCUCUACGGAUCAGACACUGCAAACUCUUGUAUACUCUUCAUGCCAAUCGUGUUAUGACUUCGGGAAGAUGCAAUCUUUUAUCAACAGUCCGUUAUGUGUCCGAGUUAUCUAAGAAACGGCGCAAUACAGUGCAUUACGGAUGUCGCACGGGUUUUCAUCUGAUUAAAAGUAUCCUUCUUCCUGUCGUCGGGCAACACCUUAACAGAUCAAAUCUCAAUUUCCCGUUAUCAUCGGUCAGAAUGGCAUCGACAUCCAAAAAUAGCGCUAAAAAUACCAGUCAUUCUAAUGUAAAGAAGCUAAAUCGUUUGAGCUUGGAAAAAUCGCCGUACCUACUGCAACACGCGACUAAUCCCGUGGAAUGGUAUCCUUGGAGUGAUGAGGCUUUAGAAAGAGCAAAGAAGGAGGAUAAAAUGAUUUUUUUAUCAGUCGGUUACUCCACGUGUCAUUGGUGCCACGUGAUGGAAAAGGAAUCAUUUGAAAACGAAGAUAUCGCGCGAAUCAUGAACGAGAACUUUAUUAAUAUUAAAGUGGAUAGAGAAGAGAGGCCCGAUAUUGACAGAAUAUAUAUGACAUUUGUUCAGGCACGUUCAGGCCAUGGUGGUUGGCCAAUGAGUGUUUUCCUAUCGCCGGAUUUAACGCCGGUGACGGGCGGAACAUAUUUCCCGCCAGAUGACAAAUACGGCCUUAUAGGAUUUAAAUCGCUCUUGUUAGGAGUUGCGAAGGAGUGGGCGCAGCAAAAGAGCAACAUAAUCAAAUCUGCUGCUAAUAUAGUAGAACGUCUAAAGGAUAUUGUCGAGUGCAGACAAAGCUUAAAGAAAGAUGAUGAAUUUCCCUCAAUUGAAUGCGCUUUGUUAUGCGUUCAUCUUUUGGCGAAUGGAUACGAGCCGAAAUUUGGCGGUUUUGGCAGCAGAUCCAGAAUGAACGCGCCGAAAUUUCCUGAACCUGUCAAUUUUAAUUUUCUUUUCGGUACAUAUGCUUUAAGUACCUCCUCCGAAUUGCGUAAGCAAUGUUUAGAAAUGUCUCUGCAUACCCUGACAAAGAUGGCUCACGGUGGAAUUCACGAUCACGUGGGACAAGGAUUUUCCAGGUAUUCUGUGGAUGGCGAAUGGCACGUUCCUCAUUUCGAGAAAAUGCUCUACGAUCAAGCUCAAAUAAUACAAGUCUACGCCGAUGCUUACGUCGUCACGAAAGAUUCAUUCUAUUCCGAUAUUGUAGACGAUAUUGCAACAUAUGUCACGCGUGAUCUGCGACACAAAGAAGGUGGCUUCUAUAGUGCAGAGGAUGCCGAUUCACUUCCAGAACCACAGGCUUCAGCGAAACGGGAAGGCGCAUUUUAUGUUUGGACUUAUAAGGAAGUUAAGGAUCUUUUAGAUAAGAAAGUACCUGGUAACAAUAAUAUUCGAUUUUCUGACCUUGUCUGCUACCAUUUCAAUGUGAAAAAGGAGGGAAAUGUGCGAAAGGCUCAAGAUCCUCAUGGCGAACUCACCGGAAAAAAUGUAUUUAUUGUAUAUGACGGCAUAGAACAAACUGCGGAACAUUUUAAUAUUAGUAUAGAGAACACUAAAAAUUAUAUUAAGGAGGCCUGUCGAAUCUUAUUUGAAGAAAGAUCGAAGAGACCGCGACCCCAUUUGGACGAUAAGAUCGUCACAGCAUGGAAUGGUCUUAUGAUAAGUGGUUUUGCGCGUGCUGGAGCAGCUGUGAGAAAUGACAAAUACGUCGAAUUAGCGACGGACGCUGCCAAAUUCGUAGAGCGAUAUUUGUUUGAUAAAAAUAAAAGCGUGUUGCUUCGCAGUUGUUAUCGUGGAGAGGACGAUAAAAUAAUGCAAACGAGUGUCCCGAUUCACGGUUUCCAUGACGAUUACGCAUUCAUCGUGAAAGGAUUACUUGAUCUGUAUGAGGUCAAUUUCGAUGCGCAUUGGCUCGAGUUUGCUGAGGAGCUGCAAGAUAUUCAAGACCGAUUGUUCUGGGAUUCGCGGGACGGCGGUUAUUUUUCCACGGUUGAGAAUUCUCAGAUGAUUUUACGGAUGAAAGAUGCUCACGACGGCGCGGAACCAUCCAGUAAUUCUAUCGCAUGCUCUAAUUUAUUGCGAUUAGCAGCCUACCUGGAUCGUAGUGAGCUCAAAGAUAAAGCUGAACGGCUUCUAUGCUCAUUUGGUAAAGGACUCACGGAGAUGCCAAUUAUGUUUCCACAACUGACGCUAGCGUUGCUCGAGUAUCACAACGCAACGCAAAUUUAUAUUGCGGGAAAACCGAACGCUGAAGAUACAAUCGAGAUAUUGAACGUUAUCCGCGAGCGUUUGAUACCAGGUAGGGUGCUCUUGUUAGCCGAUCCUGAGCAACAGAACAAUGUGUUGUUACGUAAAAACGCGGUCGUCAGUAAACUGAAGCCGCAGAAGGAUCGGGCGACAGUUUUAGUAUGUCGACGUCAUACGUGUUCUGUACUGAUUAUGAAUCCUAACGAGCUUGCUUCUCAAUUGGAUGAUAUUGAAUUUACCAACCUGUGAGAGGCAAGGUCGUUCGUCAUAAUUUAUAUUUGCGGAAGAGGAAAAGAUUCCGCCAGAAUAUUUGUCGAUAUAAGUAUAGCCUCAAGAAGCAAGGUAAUGUCAAAUGACGUUUUAAUGACAUCUUAUUGACGUUAAAAAUAUCUAUAAGACAUUAUUUAACGUCACCUUGCUACUUGUGUCUCGGCGCGCUCCUUCCUCGUAAAAAGAAUUUAUUGUUGUUGUAUUAAAUAAUUCAAGAUUAGUCCGCAAAAAGAUUGGUGUAGCAAGAAUCAUCGUAGUGUUCGUAAGUGCGAACGGAUCGAUAACGUAUUGCAACCAAAUAAAGAGAUGUAUCCAAUAGGCAUGUAUACGAUGUGAUAUACAAUGACUUUGCGCGAUAAACUUUGGCGUUUGAACUAUACGUCGCAUCGUAAACAUUCACUUUUAUUCUGAAUAAACUGGCAACUGUAUAAAAAGAAAAAAAAA
This is a messenger RNA of Cataglyphis hispanica, 3728 nucleotides long. Its product is annotated as spermatogenesis-associated protein 20. The coding region runs from base 813 to 3263 and encodes 816 amino acids. The transcript has 13 exons. The record is from RefSeq and is a predicted model, not a curated record. Gene Ontology annotation, biological process: carbohydrate metabolic process. Lineage: Eukaryota; Metazoa; Arthropoda; Insecta; Hymenoptera; Formicidae.